Molecule: messenger RNA, 1369 nt
Organism: Octopus bimaculoides (California two-spot octopus)
Lineage: Eukaryota; Metazoa; Mollusca; Cephalopoda; Octopoda; Octopodidae
Product: glycoprotein 3-alpha-L-fucosyltransferase A
Source: RefSeq, a predicted model, not a curated record
CGAGAUCACACCUGGUAUUAUCGAUCCUGGUAUUAGAUAAAAUGAAGUGAUAAUCGUUAUCACGUAGACGUGGGAGCUAUGCUAUAAGACUUUAGAUUUUGUUGGUGUUGUUUAAUGACAGGUCUACUCUCUUCGCGCUCUCAUAUUUUCACACUUAAUUCACAAGAACUAUAGCGUCCGGCUCUGUUUAAGAUGUUCAGGUGUGUUUUGAGAGAGGUUUGACGGUUAUAUACACAGCAAAGCGUCGACAUUAUAAUGACUGCCUAAUUUUUCAUUGGUAAAGAAGAUCAUAACAGUUUGUUGUAUAUCUUUAUAAAAAGCAGCUCCCAUCUCCACUAUUGCGAAGGAAGUGUAUUGCCCAAUUCAAAGAAAACUUACUGCCACACUAGUAACUAAUUCAAAGUAUUCACAUCACCCUAGACAAAGAAUGAGAGUCCAACGCACAAUCAUUUCCUUCUGUCUCUUUAUCAUAACAGUAAAUAUUCUUUUAUAUAAAUACAACUAUCAAUUUGAAUAUUAUCACAAGAAUCCUGAAAAUUUGGGGAACGGGACUUUACUCACUAGGCAAUCAGUUUCCUACAAUGCUGCCUUGCUUUUUCCAAUCAACAAGCGCGAUGUUCGUAUCGAAGCUCAACUGAAAUAUGUUCUACCUACAGAGAAAACACGGAAAAAUGAUAAAUGGAAGAAAACGAAACAAAGUCAGUCAGAUGCUGAUGGAAAAUUAAAACCACUUAGACAACAGUAUAAAAAAUUAUUAAUAGACAAUCUAUCGUGGUUGAAACCAUUGAAAAAAAAUCAAGGAAGUUUCCUGGAAUAUAAAUGUCCAGUUAAUACAUGUUUAGUCACAUACAACAAAUCUGAGGAAAAAAGCGUAGACGCUAUUUUCUUUAUUGAGAGAGUACGCUUAUCACGAAAACUAGUGCACAGGAACCAAAUAUGGAUGUUCAUGACUCACGAGUGUCCAGUUUUCAGCCCGCCAAUAAAACAUCUAAGUAACAGUAUCAACUGGACGAUUACAUAUCGUCCGGACAGUACGAUUGCAUAUCCAUACAGUAGAUUUCGUUAUUUCAAUUCGUUGAUAACACAAAAAGAACAAGUCCGAAAUUAUGCAAUGGGAAAACCGAAAAAGGUCGCUUGGUUCGUAUCCAACUGCUAUCCUAACAACAACCGAACAGACUAUGCUAAAGAACUUGCCAAAUAUAUCCAGGUUGAUAUUUAUGGUGGAUGCGGUACUAAAGUCUGUAAAAGAAAGAAUGAAGAGCAAUGUUUCAGAAAGUUAGAAGAGGAAUAUAAAUUUUACCUGGCAUUCGAAAAUUCCAACUGUAGAGACUAUAUUACCGAAAAAUUCUUUCGUAAUGCAUUGCAGUAA